This is a messenger RNA of Owenia fusiformis, 312 nucleotides long. The record is from the annotation of a GenBank genome assembly. Lineage: Eukaryota; Metazoa; Annelida; Polychaeta; Sabellida; Oweniidae.
AUCUACAAAAUUCAACAAGACAAAAAGCAUUCAUCGUCGGGAAAUCGAUGUGGAUCAGAAGAUAUAAGUGUCAAUUAUCAGCAUGCAUUGUUGUUAUACAUAUAUAUUCACAUAAACCUACCUAAUCUUCCAAAAUACUUGACGAUUUUCCACCGCUUAAGACGUGUAAAAAACAAAAUGGUGGUCAAUGAAAAGUUCAAGGACUACGUGUCACGUGACCAUAACACACAUAGGUUCAGGGAAUUCCCUAAAUGCGGAGUUUUCAUUGGUCAAGGGAAGGCGAUUGCAGUCCAGUUAUUUGAAGUCCAUGAU